ACGUUCUUUGACUUACAUACUCGGAGGUGAAUGAAAAGCAUAUGGCGAUGGCAGUAUGUAUGAAGUAUCAAGUAUUAUUAUGACAUUGCGUCCUGUUAGAAUGGAAAAAAGGAUGUGCAAGGUGAAUGUACGUCGUCAGUUUUACAUUAGAGGAAAAUUUUGAUAUAUUAACUGUUCAAAUACUUGUUAUUAUUCGGAUUUACUUUGAAUUCAAACUGUCGGCUAUAGUUCAUAGACGACCAUAAGCGUGAAGUUUCACUUGUCAAAAAUCAAGCGGUUAUCAUUUUUAAUCGUGUGUAAAAAUGGAACAGUUACAAGCAGCACUGACAGCUAUCAAAGUACUUCGUUCAAAUGUUGGACAAGUGUUUGAUUCCCUUGGAAAUGGUUUGCGAGCGGAACACGGAGAUGAAAAUAAAGAAUCCAAAUAUUUAUUAGAGUUACAGGAACUAUUGACUACUGUGAAUCUUAACUUGAGGGAUGUAGAACAGGUGAUAAGUAGUUUAAAUCCACCACCAGGUCCAUUUAAUUUAGCUAGCACAACAUAUCUUAGUCAGGAAACAACGCAAGAACGACAAGCGCUUUAUAGUACACUUGUCAAUUGUUAUAAGUGGACAGAUAAGGUUCACGAAUAUAGUAAUGUUGCUUAUACAUUGCUCAAUCAAAAUUCACUAAAGAGAUCUUAUAUGGUUGCAAGUAGGACAAAGAAGGCAAGACCGUUCUACACCAGUAGUCAUAAUGUAUCUCAAGCGCAAGUCGAUUCUAUGUUAUCAACAGUUGAACGACAAUUUAGUGACAUGACAGUGUCUGUAUCCCGUCCAUUCGCAUCGAAUGCAGUGUUACAUGUUACACUGGGACAUGUUCUAAAGGCGUUGAUAGCGUUUAAGGGAUUGAUGAUAGAGCGGGUUGUAAUCAAAGGUUAUGGUGAAACGAUGGAUUUGUGGACGGAAUCUAGGCAUAAAGUCUUCCGCAAAGUAACGGAAAAUGCGCAUGCGGCGAUGUUGCACUUUCAUUCGCUCGCAUUACCUGAAUUAGCAGUGCGAUCAUUUAUGACAUGGUUACAUGGUUUAAACAAUUUAUUUAGCGAACCUUGCAAACGCUGUGGCUUGCAUUUGCACAGUGCACUGCCUCCAACUUGGAGAGACUUUCGAACUUUGGAGCCUUAUCAUCAGGAAUGCAAGCCGUAAAAUACAAGCCCAGUGUCUUUUCAGUGCAUUUUAGUCAAAUAAAUAUGGAUCUUUACAAGUACUUUAUUAAUAUACAAUAAUGAGGUAUAAUAAUAUUUAAUGGCUAUGUUUUUUGUCCGAAAACAUUCAUCGGAUUAUUAUAUGAUAUGAAUUUCUAAUAAAUGAUAAUAAAACACAUAUCUAUUUCAAUACAUAUUUUUGCUGAUUGAUCUUGCGAUAAUAAAAUAAUGCGCGCGCUUUUUCGUGUUCUUCGUUGUUGGGAUAGUGAUAAGGUGAAAGUAAAAUG
Molecule: messenger RNA, 1470 nt
Organism: Camponotus floridanus (Florida carpenter ant)
Lineage: Eukaryota; Metazoa; Arthropoda; Insecta; Hymenoptera; Formicidae
Gene: MED27
Product: mediator of RNA polymerase II transcription subunit 27
Exons: 5
Coding region: 303-1184 (293 amino acids)
Biological process (GO): regulation of transcription by RNA polymerase II
Cellular component (GO): mediator complex
Molecular function (GO): transcription coactivator activity
Source: RefSeq, a predicted model, not a curated record